UUCCUUUCCAUCUUCCUCAAAUGUGGUCCAGUCUGUAGUCUUCACCAACUUUUUGUGAGGUCUUAACGCAAUAAACCGAACAAUACAUUUAACUCACCAUGGCGUGGUUAAUGAAACAGCGUGACAACAAAAUCAAGCCCGGACAGAACAUAGAAAUAAUGAGAAAUAGAGGAAGUCUCUCUUCUGCCACUUCUACAAAUUCACUCACACCCUCCCAGCUUGAUGUUGACAUGCUUCACAUGGCGCCUGACAGAUUCCUCGGUCUCUGCCAAGGUAAUCCCAUCACCAAGCGUGGUAAACGCAUUCAGAUGAUGAAGAUGAUAGCAAUAGUCAUGAUCCCUAUCGUGGUACUCCUCGCGCUCACCACCAACGUCUUCGCUACAAAGAUCAACAGCCAUCUUCAAGACACUCUUCUAUCGCGGUGUUUAUAUUUUAGUAUCGAACUCGGUGACGUCCUUCACAAUCUGCAGCGAGAGCGAGACAUGAGCGCUCUCUACGUAAGCGACAUCGCACCAGAACAAGCAAAGAAUCUUCUCAUUCAACGGUACCCACUCAGCGACCGAGCUCUCAUGAACAUGUCCUUCUGGCCAGCGGACAACAAACUAGCCGAAACCAGGGCUGAAUUCACCACGAAGGAGAAGUUCAUGAACUACCUCAACAGACACAGAUAUGAAUUGGAUACUCUCAACACGACUGUAAAAAUGGAGUUAAGUUUCUACGCGGAGGUCAUCCACGUGAUUUUCAAUUGGUUGGUCGCCAGUGUCACUGACGUAGGUUCCGGCUCCGUCUGGAAACCCCUCACAGCGUAUCUGGAACUUAUUUACGCUAUCGAGAAUUUUGGUUUGGAGCGAGCAUACGGAGCUAUAUUUUUCACCCAGGGAAACUUCGACAACAUUGAUGAUUACUUGAUAUUCAUGCAGAGCCAGGAUACGGGAAAUGUCACUUUUGAAUCGGCCAGGUACUAUUCCGAUUUGGUUCAGGAAACUUACGAUGACACCAUCACAGGAAAUGAGCAGUUCUUUCUCAUCGUGAACACGCUGCGCCAGGAGGUUAGGAAUAACAACGCCUCUGAAAAGGGUUCCUUAGACCGAGGGCUUGGUUGGUACGACAGCAUGACACUCUAUAUGGAAAGGUUGCAUCAGGUCCAGAAAACCCUUGCGGUGAAGAUUCUAGAGAUCAUUGAUCAGCAGGAGAGAGAAGAGCUCAUGAAGAUGAUCAUCAUCGCCAUUGUCUUUGGAGUGGUCCUCGUCAUGUGUCCCAUUAUCAUCAACGGGGUGUACGCACUCACAAGCGCCAUGCAGAAAUACUCCAUGACACUGGCUGACAGGACGAAAGCAUUGAACAAGGAGAAGCAGCGCACUGACAUUCUGCUUUACCAGAUGUUGCCGAAACAGGUAGCGGACUCCCUAAAGAGGAACGAGGAAGUAAACGCCACGGCCUACAGCGAGGUCACCAUCUUCUUCUCCGAUAUUGUGGGUUUUACAGAGAUCAGCUGUAGGAGUUCACCAAUUCAGGUGGUCAACAUGUUGAAUUCUCUGUACACCUGUUUCGACUACCGAAUCGGGUUGUAUGAUGUCUACAAAGUGGAAACAAUUGGCGAUGCCUACAUGGUCGCAUCGGGCCUCCCAAAGCCGAAUGGUGAGCGCCAUAGUGUCGAAAUCGCCACCAUGGCACUCAAUCUACUGGACAGCAUUAAUCUUCUUGACAUUCCCCAUCUUCCUGGCACAAAAUUCAAGCUAAGGAUCGGAGUUCAUACCGGAGCAGUGGUGGCGGGUGUUGUUGGGACAAAGAUGCCCAGGUAUUGCCUCCUCGGUGAGACUAUCACAGUUGCUUCAAAGAUGGAGGCACUAGGCAUGCCCGGUCGUAUCCACAUCAGUCAGGUGACACACGAUGCCUUGGAACAACAAGGCGGAUUCAACAUGGCAUUGCGGGAUGACAAUGUUAUCAAGAAUGACCAUGAGCUGAUGACGUUUAAAGGCUCGAUGCGCACCUAUUGGCUCCUCGACUGUGAAGAAAUGGCCCGGGGGCCACCAAAGAACGACAGUAUGGGAGAAAACAUGCUUUCAGAACUGACGUACGACCGAACGCAAUGACAUGGGCCUGGAGCUAGACCUAGACUUAACUCCUUCAUGCAAGUUGCUUGACGCCACCCUUCAUUUAUCAGAACGACCAUGAACUGAUGACAUGCAAAGGCUCAAUGCGCACAUACUGGCUGCCUACUAUGAAGAUAUAACACAGAGGCUACCAAUAAAAGGUGCAUCCAAGUCGCCCUCUACGGGAUGAAGUAAUUUGGGCCGAAAGAAGUGAAUAAUUUACAUCCGACUUUGCUCUAAAAAAUUACAUUCUGGACGCAGUGGUUUCGGCCUGUCCCAUCCCACAAGUGAAAGAUAAAUUCGACGGGGUGCUGCAUCGGGAUCCUACACAAAAUUAACUUGGUGGCUGCAUCUGGGUGAUGGAACUACAUGUUUGGUCGACCAUUUUCUUGACCACCCCAUGUUAGUAGUAAAUGGAUUACCCAAGCUGAGGCGCUCAAGACGAAAUCGUAGUCGAGACUUUGAUCAAUGAUAGUUCGAUAUAUAUUUAACUUCAAUAUGUUAAAGUACUAUAAAUACAUAUAUGAAUGAAUAGAGAAUUAACAUUCUGCAACGUUAUUACAAGGAGGGUAAGUUUUGGCGUUAUUGGCACCGAUGGAUUUGUACUUGGUAAAAAAGCAAGAUGCUGACGAUAUUGUUCGAUCAGAAAGAUAUAUAUGUUGUCACACCACUAUUGAAUGGCUAUACAUGUACACGGUUUUGAAAAAAUGUCGUUCUAAUGUGCUUGAUACUCCCUACCAGAAUUACGAAGACUCUUCCUUAUCCCAAAUCGGCCAUCAUGACAAACCGAGGGCAUUGUUUUGUAUCAGUUUGUGGAUUUACUGAGAUUUAAAGAGAAAAAAGUGAUAUAUAAACAAUGUUGGUCAUGAUGCAAUGGUAGGGUAGUUUACGAUGUAUUUCACUUCAAAAUACCGUGCGAAUGAAUUGUUAAUAAAGUUAGGGACCGGUCAUUUAGUACGGAGGCACAUUUUAUGAAUUUCAGGACUACCUCCCCACUGUACGGAAGCGUACCCGAGCGUACGCAAGAGCCCAACGUAUCACCUGCGUACGCACGUAAAAACGAUCGCCAGUCAGUACUGGUGUAUGUACAUG
Lineus longissimus is the source of this 3185-nucleotide messenger RNA. RefSeq lists its product as uncharacterized. The record is from RefSeq and is a predicted model, not a curated record. The coding region runs from base 99 to 2093 and encodes 664 amino acids. Gene Ontology annotation, cellular component: plasma membrane. NCBI's taxonomy places the organism in Eukaryota, Metazoa, Nemertea, Pilidiophora, Heteronemertea, Lineidae. Gene Ontology annotation, biological process: receptor guanylyl cyclase signaling pathway; cGMP biosynthetic process; intracellular signal transduction. The transcript has 12 exons. Gene Ontology annotation, molecular function: guanylate cyclase activity; adenylate cyclase activity; peptide receptor activity.